AUGAGCUACAAUAUAACGAACCCAAUGGCUAAAGGUUCUAAUCGUGUGGAGAAUGGUGUGCUUCUUACACCUCCACCGCGUAAUGUUGGUAAUAAGGAACAUUACCAGAGGAUGAAUUACCUUUACCAACUAGCCAUGUGGAACACAAUGAGUGGGAAUGAUGGUGGUGAACAGGCGCUGGCUCGACUGUACGCCAAGAAUAUGGAUUUAGUCUCUAAGAGGACUAGAGCUGAGAUGUUACCGCAGUUAAAGAGAACUAUUUGUAAAAAAUGCCAUAGGGUAUUGGUCCCCAAGAAAACCAUGAGAGUUCAAACGGACUCGGGCUCUUUGCAACUGGUAUGUUCAUGCGGAGCAGUACGUAAUUUCCCAAUCCACCUGAAUGGUGGAUAUCGUUGUUACGCUGAAAGAGAUGAGAAUUUAAUUAGUAUGUAG
Messenger RNA from Zygosaccharomyces rouxii, 432 nucleotides. It is a transcript of the gene RPR2, whose product is annotated as ribonuclease P protein subunit RPR2. The record is from RefSeq and is a predicted model, not a curated record. The transcript has a single exon. Lineage: Eukaryota; Fungi; Ascomycota; Saccharomycetes; Saccharomycetales; Saccharomycetaceae. Gene Ontology annotation, cellular component: nucleolar ribonuclease P complex. Gene Ontology annotation, biological process: tRNA processing. Bases 1 to 432 code for a protein of 143 amino acids.